Ruditapes philippinarum (Manila clam) is the source of this 2147-nucleotide messenger RNA. RefSeq names its product putative ammonium transporter 3. Gene Ontology annotation, molecular function: ammonium channel activity. The transcript has 10 exons. The record is from RefSeq and is a predicted model, not a curated record. NCBI's taxonomy places the organism in Eukaryota, Metazoa, Mollusca, Bivalvia, Venerida, Veneridae. Gene Ontology annotation, biological process: ammonium homeostasis; ammonium transmembrane transport. Gene Ontology annotation, cellular component: membrane. Bases 1 to 1968 code for a protein of 655 amino acids.
AUGGCUGUUAUUGCUGACGAAAGCGAGGAGCCACAGACAGAUGCUAUAUGGAUACUGUCUUCUACUUUUGUCGUGUUUACUAUGCAAUCAGGGUUUGGGUUGUUAGAGAGUGGGUCUGUAAGUGUGAAGAAUGAACUGAACAUAAUGGUAAAGAAUGCUGUGGAUGUUGUCUUUGGUGGGCUCACUUACUGGAUGGUCGGUUACGGAUUGAGUUUUGGAGACUCUGAAUAUAGCAAUGCGUUUACAGGCUGGGGCUACUUCUUUGUUAAUGCUAACGACGAUAAGCUGGGAAUUGUUUAUUCCAAGUUUUUCUUCCAAUCAUCAUUUGCAACAACAGCAACAACAAUUGUGUCAGGAGCAAUGGCUGAAAGAACAAAACUAACUUCGUAUAUGAUAUUCUCAAUGUUCAACACAUUAUUAUUUUGCAUCCCGGCACAUUGGGUUUGGGCUUCGAAUGGCUGGCUUUAUAAACUUGGUGUAGUAGACAUAGCAGGGGCGGGUCCUGUUCACAUUGUAGGCGGGGUUACAGGACUAGUUGCCACCCUGUUGUUGAAGCCUCGACAUGGGCGUUAUACCGGUAAAACUAGUAGAAUUCCCCAGAUGAGCUCUCCAACAAAUGCAGUCCUCGGCAUGUUUAUGUUAUGGUGGGGAUGGCUUGGUUUCAAUUGUGGUAGUACAUUUGGAAUAUCUGGAUUGAAAUGGAAACUGGCUGCUAGAUCUGCUGCUUCUACACUUUGCUCAUCCAUUGCCGGCGGGGUGGCUGGAUUUCUCUUAAGUUAUUUUGUCAAGAAAAGAAUAUUUGACGUUACAUACAUGAUAAACGGCCUGUUAGGGUCUCUGGUGUCAAUCACAGCUGUGUGCGCCAUAGUUCAGCCUUGGGAAGGUCUUGUUAUUGGUUUUAUUGGAUCCAUCAUAUCAAAUGCAGGCGUUGCUCUACUUGAUAAGUUAAGGAUAGACGACCCAGUUGGAUGUGUUGGGACUCAUGCCCUCUCAGGAUUCUGGGGAAUGCUUGCUGCAGGACUGUUUAUAAGAGAUGACUCGCUCCUCGAGGCGCUCUAUCUUCAAGGUGCUACAGCCGGUGCAUUUUAUAAUGGUGGUUUCCGUCAGCUCGGUGUACAGACUUUAGCGAUGGUGGCUAUAACCGGAUGGACAUUAAUUAUGUCAUACAUCAUCUUAAAGCUGAUUGAUUUAACGAUAGGACUACGUGUACCACUAGCCGAAGAAAUCAUCGGGGCUGAUAUUGUUGAGCACGGUAUUGGUGACUUGGUGUACGACAAGAAAACUGGGAGAGUCGUGUAUCCUUCCGACGAAAAUGACUGCGAUGGUCAUAUGAACGGACAAGAGACUGGUAGUGCUCGUGCACGAAAUGGGUUAUCUCGAAACUCAAUAACUGGUAUAACAAGUUUACUAGGUCAUUCCGGACGACGUAGAACUUUAGCUGAGAUAAAUACUGACCUGUCAAUGCAAGAAAAUCGUUCACCGGCUUCGUUUGAUAUGACUAUACCUAUUGACGAAGAAAGUUUUGGUUCUAGUGAAAACAGCAAUAAUUUGAACGGUACUUGUUUACAUUCUUCGCCGAGAGAAUCAGAUUCAAUGGCACACUCUUCCAUUUUUACACAAAUACGUAGCAAAUUUCGCAACCGGUCCUUUAAACAUUUUCAAAGACGUUUAGAUCACAAUUGCAAUACACACUCGGUGAAUAUUGAAGGGCAAAAUGAAAGUUUUUAUGACAAUAGACACAGGACUUCAUCUCUUCGUCUACCGAGAUCUAAACAUAACGGUGUGUUAAAGGAACAAUGUGAACCAGAGACGAGUGACAGCGAAUCCUAUCUUAGUGGAUAUGGAUCUCUGUCAGGAAGCUACCCAAGUUCGAACACUAUUUCAUGUCAAAUUUCAUAUAAUGAUUUAAAGCAGUGUACGGAAUCACGUGACAAUGAAACGCCGUCAAAUGCUAUCACACACUUUUAGAUGCCAUAUUAUUUCAGCAUAUAGGCAUCGUUAAAAUAACGCAAUACCUUGGACUGAAGCCAUGGUGCAAUAAAUAAGAGUGCUUUAUUUUUUUUCUUGCAUUUUCAUCUGAAUGUGAUUCAUUCGAACGAAUAUAUGACUAUUGUUAUAUGAUAUUCUUGGCAAUAAGCUUUGAUAAU